CUUUCUCUCUCUCCAAACAAAAACGGAAAGACCUGGUUCAAAGACGGAAUAGAUCGACUCGAAAGGGAAAAACCAGAAAAAUGCUCUUUAAUGUCUCUAUUUUCACAACUUUCUGAAUUUCACCCAAAUCAGGAUUCCUUAACACAAAAUCGAACAAACGCACAAAUUUUCUUCAUCAAUUCCCCGAACCCUUCCAAUUUUAUCAUCUCUACUAGUACAUAAUAAGAAACCCUUGUUAUAUUUCAUAAACUUUUUAUUUUAUUUUUUUGGUACACAAAUAAUAGCCAUGGCUGUUGCUUUGAGAUCAAAAUCAAUAAAGGAAGCAACUUUAAGAACAAUAGUCACUCAGUCAAGGUACUUUGUAUUUGAUCAUAUACAUAAGAUUGGUGGAAUAUCAAAUAUUCAUUACACCACUAGAAGAAAACAGUGGGUAGAUUAUUUGGCCAAAACGUUUUACUGUUUAAAUUCAUUUAAAUCGGCUUCUCUUAAAGCUGAAUUCAUUGAUAAGGGUAAUAUUAUUAGUACCAGUAAUGUUAAAGUUAAUACAGAUAAUCGAGAAGUUGGGUCAUCAGAUUGUGAUGAGAAUCGUUUUAAGCAAAGUGAGUUUUUGGGCGAAUUUUGGUCUUAUAGUGAGCCUCCUGAAAUUUGGCAGCCCAACGGUGAAGGUAAUGUAGUUCAUUGGGUACCCCCUAAUGGGAAACAUGGAGGUGGUGGUGGUGGAGGUGGAGGACCAGAUUGUGGAGGUGAGAUGGGCUCGAAUUCAAAAAAUGGGUGUUGGGGUGGAGCAAAUAUGGGUAAGGAGAUACCUUCACCUAAAGAGAUUUGUAAAGGUCUUGAUAAGUUUGUGAUUGGGCAACAGCAUGCAAAGAAGGUGCUCUCUGUGGCAGUAUACAACCACUACAAAAGGAUCUAUUGUGAAUCUUCCCAAAUACAAAUCUGGACUGAUAGGUCUGCAAGAGAUUCAGGCGAUGAAGCUGAUGAGACAGAUUUUGAUUCUGUGGAGCUUGAAAAAAGCAACGUUCUUUUAUUGGGUCCAACAGGCUCCGGGAAGACAUUACUUGCAAAAACCUUGGCACGCUUUGUGAAUGUUCCCUUUGUAAUUGCUGAUGCAACUACUUUAACUCAGGCAGGAUAUGUAGGGGAAGAUGUGGAAUCCAUAUUGCACAAGCUUUUAGUAGUUGCUGACUAUAAUGUGGCGGCCGCCCAACAGGGCAUUGUCUACAUUGAUGAAGUUGAUAAGAUCACUAAAAAGGCUGAGAGCCUUAACAAUAGCAGGGAUGUUUCUGGGGAAGGUGUUCAACAGGCGCUGCUGAAAAUGCUGGAAGGAACGAUCAUCAAUGUACCUGAGAAAGGAGCUCGAAAGCAUCCUCGAGGUGAUAAUAUCCAGAUUGACACGAAAGAUAUUCUUUUCAUAUGUGGGGGCGCAUUUACUGGCCUAGAGAAGACAAUUUCCGAAAGACGACACGAUUCCUCUAUUGGAUUUGGAGAACCAGUACGUGCUAACAUGAGGAGUGGUGGGGUAAUAGAUGCUACCGUCACAUCACAUUUGCUUGAAACAGUUGAAAGUAGUGAUCUUGUUGCAUAUGGUUUGAUACCGGAGUUUGUUGGACGGUUCCCAGUUCUUGUUAGUUUGUCGGCUCUGAAUGAGGAUCAACUUAUUCAGGUCCUCACAGAGCCAAAAAAUUCCCUAGGAAAGCAAUACAAAAAGAUGUUCCAAAUGAACAAUGUUAUGCUGCAUUUCACAGAGAAUGCUUUGAGAUUGAUAUCUAGAAAAGCGAUGUCCAAAAACACCGGUGCUCGUGGUUUAAGAUCCAUAUUGGAGAAUAUUUUGAUGGAUGCCAUGUACGAGAUUCCGGAUAUGAGAGCAGGAAAUGAUAGAAUAGACGCCGUUGUUGUUAACGAGGAAGCUGUUGCAUCUGUUAAUGGAAACAGUUGCGGAGCUAAAAUUCUGUAUGGUGAAGGUGCAUUGGAUCGUUAUCUCUCAAAUGAAAAGUGCAGGGACUUGGAGGGGAUGGAUAGAUCUGAAGGAGACUCGGUGGUGGAAACAGAACUUCCUUCAAUGGCAACCAUGUAAAAACCUUCAUGAGAUCGACUGUGACCAACCAUAUUGAACUUUUCAGUGAUAUGUUUAGUCACACGACCUCGCCCUAAAUGAAAUUGGAAGAUUGUUGGCAGGAGGGGAUUUAUACGGAUUUUAGUUUUUUCACGGUAAUGGUUGAUGGUUUAACCUGGGUUAUCCUGAAGCAUUAAAUGGAUCCGACAUGCGCAGCAUCUUAUAUCACCAUUAUCUUUGGAAUUUUAUUCGGCAGUGCUACCACCUCCCUAUUCUCCUCCUUACAAUCUAAACUCCAUAUUAGGAGAAUGGUGACCCCAUCUGAACCUUAAUGCGAUCUCGAUAUGGAUGUGAAGCAAAAUAGAAUUUCCGAAUUUUAUGGAACAACACAUAUAUAUAACCACAACAUGCCUCUGGUACAGUAGGACCACAAAAAAAGGUAAAUAUUCUUAUAAU
Molecule: messenger RNA, 2509 nt
Organism: Papaver somniferum (opium poppy)
Lineage: Eukaryota; Viridiplantae; Streptophyta; Magnoliopsida; Ranunculales; Papaveraceae
Product: CLP protease regulatory subunit CLPX1, mitochondrial-like
Exons: 16
Coding region: 287-2074 (595 amino acids)
Biological process (GO): proteolysis; protein catabolic process; protein folding
Cellular component (GO): mitochondrial matrix
Molecular function (GO): ATP-dependent protein folding chaperone; ATP hydrolysis activity; ATP binding
Source: RefSeq, a predicted model, not a curated record